Messenger RNA from Musa acuminata subsp. malaccensis (wild Malaysian banana), 4155 nucleotides. RefSeq lists its product as uncharacterized. NCBI's taxonomy places the organism in Eukaryota, Viridiplantae, Streptophyta, Magnoliopsida, Zingiberales, Musaceae. The record is from RefSeq and is a predicted model, not a curated record.
UGCGUACUUCCCCCUUCCCUUCCUCCCCCUCUCGCGUCGCUCAAUAUUCCUAUACCUCGAUUUUGUCACAAAUCUUUCUAUUUCUUCAGCAAAAUCCGUAGAUUUUAUGUAGUGUAGCGAUCCCAAACUCUCUCGCUUCAGUUCAAGUCCGCGUUUUCCCUUCUAUUUCUUUCCCAUUUUAUGUGAUUUCUUGAGACCCUCUUGGUGCUGUUCUUGGUAAAGCAAGUUAUUAUUCGUCCUUCUUUUGGAAUUUCUGCACAAGGAGGAGAGUUUUGUCAUCGCAAUCUUGCGGCCAUGUUCACCGAAGGGCUUGCUCCCGGCGACGUCCGUUGGGUUCGUGAGGGCCUCUCGUCUGCCACGAGCGCGCAGCACCGAAUUGACCCCCUCCGCGGCCUCCGGAAUGGCGGGCGGGGGCUCGGGAUCCCACCGCCGGAGAAAUUUCGCAGCGGGCACUUGCCGCUGGGCGCGAUCCCGAUGUCUCGCACCCUCCCGACUCGCGAUGGUAGCGAGUCCGGCUCCGACAUGGAUGAGUCAUCCGAUACCGAGGUGGAGACCUACGGUCGGCACUCUGCCGAUUCGUCCCCCCAGGAUGAGAUCUCGGGUCAGAGAUUCCCGGGUGGAGCGUUCCCAGCAGCUGGAAUUGGCAAUCGGUAUGCUGGUCUGGGAUCAGUUCAGCAUUAUUACUCUAGUGAUGGGUACUCAGACAUUAGCUCGUCAGUGGAUACCAUUCGGAAACAGGCACCGCAGAUGAGGAAGCCAGUUCAUUCUAACGGCUAUAUGAAAGAGGAGGAUGAGGAAGAUGGGCUGUCGGAUUCUGGAGGGAGCUCAGAUUUCUCAAGUCAGAUAGAGAGGCAGAAUGACAGUGUCAAUGCAUCUUUGAGAGGCGAGAGCUCUUCACGUAAUGUCCCCUUGAGAGGACCUGCAAAUGACAAUGCAGAAACCAUUGGUGUGCCUUCAAAAGUAGGCUACAGUGCCCAUAGUUACACUCACGAAGCUUCUUCCAGGGAAGGUCUGAAUGUGGUGCCAAAUAAGUUUGAUGUAGCUUCACGGGGUGUUUAUCAUGCAAAGAGCUAUUCCAGCCAUGCUCCCUUUGGUGAUGACACGACAGAUGCGGGUGGUCUGUCUGAUGUUCCAAGUGCUCCUCCAAUUCAUUGUUAUGAUCAGGACACAGCUGAUGCUCCAGAUCAAAUGGCGGCUGCAAGACCUUGUGCUGCUCCUCAUCCUUCUGCUGGAAAUGGUUCAACUGUAAUGAAGGAGUCAACUCGGAGUGGUAAUGCCAGAUUCAAUAUGCCUGAACAGAACACCAGUCUGCCACAAAGGAGCACUUCAAAUCCAGAAGCUGCUAAAUCCUCUAGCUUAUUACCUGCUCGUAUUCCAACUUUUCAUGCAAGUGUUCAAGGGCCUUGGUAUUCUGUCAUUGCUUAUGAUGCAUGUGUUCGGCUAUGCCUUCAUUCAUGGGCCAGAGGUUGCAUAGAAGCUCCCAUUUUCUUGGACAAUGAAUGCACGCUUCUGCGAGAUGCAUUUAGCUUGCGCCAAAUUUUGCUACAAUCAGAGGAAGAGCUUCUGGCAAAACGGUCUCCAGAGCUUGUUAGUGAAGGAGCUGGGCCAAAGCCUAAAAAGAUUAUAGGCAAGAUGAAGGUUCAAGUUCGCAAGGUCAGAAUGGCACUAGAUAUGCCUUCUGGAUGCAGUUUUUCACCCUUGAGCUUGCCAAUGGUCAAACUAGAGUCACUUCAGUACCGUAUGUCCAAUCUGCAGUCAACUCUCUCAUUGGGAUGGGAAUCACUUCGUAAAGUUCGUGUUAUGCCUCGUUUACCAGCCAAUAGUUCUUUCUCGAGGCAUAGUUUGGCAUAUAUGCAUGCUAGUGCUCAGUAUAUUAAACAAGUUUCUGGCCUACUUAAAACUGGAGUUACUUCUUUGCGCAGUAGCAGUUCAUCAUAUGAAGUAAUGCAAGAAACAUACUCUUGUCAGUUAAAGCUCAAAAGUUCCCCUGAAGGGGAGUGUAUUCGAAUGCAACCUGGAUCGGGUGAAACACAUGUCUUCUUUCCUGAUAGCAUAGGUGAUGAUUUAAUUGUUGAUGUCUAUGAUUCCAAAGGCAAGUCAUGUGGGCGGGUAUUGGUCCAAGUUGCUUGCAUUGCUGAUGAUCCUAGUGACAAACUUCGAUGGUGGUCCCUUUAUCGUGAACCAGAGCAUGAACUUGUAGGCCGAAUACAACUACACAUAAACUACAUGACUAGUCCUGACGAGAACAGUGCUUUAAAGUGUGGUUCUGUUGCAGAAACAGUUGCAUAUGAUAUUGUUCUGGAAGUUGCAAUGAAAGCUCAACAAUUCCAGCAAAGGAACUUAAUGCUGCAUGGACCAUGGAAAUGGUUACUAACAGAAUUUGCUUCAUAUUAUGGGGUUUCAGAUGCUUACACAAAAUUAAGGUAUCUUUCUUAUGUUAUGGAUGUAGCAACCCCUACAGCUGACUGUCUCACAUUGGUUCAUGAUCUGCUGUUACCUGUGAUUCUAAGGAGCCGUAGUAAAAACUCACUAAGUCAUCAAGAGAACCGCAUUCUAGGAGAAACACAGGAGCAAGUUGAGCAAGUUCUUGCUAUGGUAUUUGAGAAUUACAAGUCCUUGGAUGAAUCCUUACCCUCGGGAAUGUCCGAAGUUUUUAGGCCUGCCACUGGGUCUCCUGCACCAGCAUUGAUACCUGCUAUGAAGUUAUUCACACUUCUUCAUGAUAUACUGUCUCCAGAGGCACAGCUGAAGCUAUGCAGUUAUUUUCAGACUGCUGCCAAGAAGAGAUCAAGAAGACACUUGCUUGAAACUGAUGAGUAUAUAGCAAGCAAUAAUGAAGCAAGUAGGAUGGAUGUUGUUGGCUUUUCUACUGCAUAUCAGAAGAUGAGGACGCUGUGCUUCAAUAUCCGAAAUGAAAUUUUUACUGACAUUGAAAUCCAUAAUCAACAUGUGCUUCCAAGCUUUCUAGACUUGCCAAAUCUAUCUGCAUCCAUUUAUGAUGUUGAGCUCCAUAGUAGAUUGCGGGCCUUUCUUGUUGCAUGCCCUCCUAGUGGCCCUUCACCACCUGUGGCAGAUCUUGUUAUUGCAACUGCAGAUUUCCAAAAAGAUCUCUGUAGCUGGAAUAUCUGUCCUGUCAAAGGUGGUGUUGAUGCAAAAGAGUUGUUCCACUUGUAUAUCAUGUUAUGGAUAAAGGAUAAACGCCUUGCAUUACUUGAAUCUUGCAAAUUAGAUAAGGUAAAAUGGUCAGGAGUUUGUACACAACAUAUGACCACUCCUUUUGUGGAUGACAUGUAUGACCGACUGAAAGAGACAUUGAAUGAGUUUGAGGUCAUCAUCUGCCGUUGGCCAGAGUACACUUCUUAUCUUGAAGUUGCUAUUGCAGAUAUUGAGAAAGCAGUGAUUGAAGCUUUGGAGAAGCAGUAUGCUGAUGUAUUGGCUCCACUGAAGGACAGUAUGAUGCCAAAGAAAUUUGGCCUCAAAUAUGUUCAGAAACUUGCUAAGCGAAAUUCAGUUUAUCCUUAUACUGUGCCUGAUGAUCUAGGGAUUCUUUUGAACACCAUGAAAAGGUUGCUCGAUGUCUUACGACCCAAGAUAGAAAUGCAGUUUAAAUCAUGGGGUUCUUGUAUACCUCAUGGUGGGAAUGCAGUUGCUGGUGAAUGCCUCAGCGAAGUGACUGUGACAUUGAGAGCGAAGUUCAGGAAUUAUUUGCAGGCUGUAGUAGAAAAGCUCAUGGAGAAUACUCGAGCACAAAACACGACAAAGCUCAAGAAGAUCAUCCAAGACUCGAAAGAUCUGGUGGAGUCUGUUAUUCGUAGUAGAAUGCAGCCCUUAAAGGAUCAGCUAAUUCAGACCAUCAACAGCCUCCAUAAAGUAUUUGAGGUUCAUGUAUUUGUCGCAACAUGUCGCGGCUUAUGGGAUAGGAUGGGACAGGAUGUUCUUAAAUUUCUGGAGAAUAGGAAAGAGAACAGGGCAUGGUAUAAAGGUUCACGAGUUGCAAUUGCUGUUUUGGAUGACACGUUUGCAUCUCAGAUGCAACAGCUACUUGGUAACAUGCUGCAAGACCAAGAUUUGGAACCUCCCAGAUCAAUCUUGGAGGUGCGUUCAGUGCUCUGCAAGGAUGCACCUGUUCAGAAUAAUUCCAACUUCUACUAUUAA